AUGGCCGCCACGUAUAAGCAGUUCCUGGCUGCGCCCAACUCGUCGUUGCUCGCUCCGAACGCGACCCUCUACUACAUCACCACGACCACCACUUACAGUGGCCCUAGCGAGAUCAUCAAGCAUCUCAACACCCUGCGCAACCAGGUCAAGAAGCACAAGGAGGAGGUCCUGGAUGUUGUCGAGGGUCGUGAUGCUAUCGCCGCCGAGGUAGACACCACUCUAGAGUUCGUCACCAGCGGAGGCGUCUACCUGCCCGGCCUGGAUGACAACUUCCUGGCCGACCGCACUGUCUACCUUCCUAUUAUGCAUGUUGUGAACUUCGAUGGCGACGGCAGGAUUACACAGAUCAGACAGACUUGGGACCAAGGCGCCCUCCUGAAGCAAUGCGACAUCAUUGGCAGGUCGGGCCGAAACUGGCCCAUCCGGGACAGCACCGAGCAAAUCAAGCUCAUCACCAAGGGCUUGAAGGCCACUGGCAAGGCCGACACUGCUCCUGACACCAACGAGCUGAUCAACCGCACACGCGGCAGCUCGACCAACGCCCUCCGCGACCCGCACGCCUCCCUCUCCUUGUUCGCGCCCAGAGAGCAACAGGCUGAAGAAAGCCCCCGGGCUGUCGUGUCACCUUAUGCGGGCACACGACCGCAUCAACGGUCUAUCACCGACAUUCUAGGCAAUGCCGAGCUGGAAGAGCCAGGCUCUCCUAGCGCAGGCCGUGAGCGCGACGCGUCGCCCAGCAAGUUCGUCGCUCCCAAGAGCGGCGCCGGCAAGAACUUCCAGCCCAGUCGCUUGUUUGACGCUGAUGAGCACGCCCAUGUGCCCGACAGUCCCGAGCAAAAGUCACCCGAAAAGUUCUACCGGCCGAACCCCAAGAAAUUCCAACACUUUGACUUCGCUGACGGCUCUGACCCGCAAGAUACCCCCAAGCCCGCCGAGGGCCGUCCCAAGCCCAGCAAGCAUGACAGCAGUUGGUCUUUUGACGAUUUUACAACCCCGCAGAAGAUCAAGCCUGGCAAGACGCAGCGCGCACAGGAUGUUCGCCAUUGGGACACCGACAUCAACAACUCGGCAGUCAAGCAGACUCCGGUUGCACGGGUGGCCCAGGUGAAGGGCCGCCGUGAUGCUGAGGCCCAUUUCGACUUCGAAGACGACGGCCCAGCGGUCACUCCCCGACAGCCGGGACGACCCAAGGGCGCUGCACACAACGAUGGUCUCCACCUCUACGAGAACAACCUGUACAGUGAAGAUGGCAAGCCUCUUCCUGCCGACUCGGACCGUGCUCUGGGCAACAUCACGAACCUGAAUCACCGUCAGAAGGACUUCGAUCCUCAUUUCGCCAUGGAGGAUAACUCGCCUAACCACGCCGGUCAACAGGGGCGGGCGGCGGUCAGCGACUCUCGCAAGAAGGCGGUUACCCAGAUGAACUCCAACUGGGAAUCCUACGACGAGUCUCCCGCGUCGCAGAAGGAGAACAGGCCCGAGGCGCAGAAGGGCCCCGGCAGCGGCAUCCACAUUGCCGGAGACGGCAUGGGCUCGAAGAAGACUAGAGACGAUAAGGAUGCCGAGUCGAAGGGUAUCCACAUUGCCGGCGACGGCAUGGGCGGGAAGAAGGGCACCAACCGAAACUGGCUCUACGGCGACGCCGACGAGGAGGAGCCUAUCAGGGCCAUUCCGCCCAAGGGUGGUGGCAUGACGGCGGCCCAGAAGAGCUUCUGGGACUUCUAA
Molecule: messenger RNA, 1725 nt
Organism: Colletotrichum navitas
Lineage: Eukaryota; Fungi; Ascomycota; Sordariomycetes; Glomerellales; Glomerellaceae
Exons: 2
Coding region: 1-1725 (574 amino acids)
Source: RefSeq, a predicted model, not a curated record